Erythranthe guttata (spotted monkey flower) is the source of this 1404-nucleotide messenger RNA. RefSeq names its product exocyst complex component EXO70B2. Gene Ontology annotation, cellular component: exocyst. Gene Ontology annotation, molecular function: phosphatidylinositol-4,5-bisphosphate binding. Lineage: Eukaryota; Viridiplantae; Streptophyta; Magnoliopsida; Lamiales; Phrymaceae. Gene Ontology annotation, biological process: exocytosis. The record is from RefSeq and is a predicted model, not a curated record.
AUGGACUCCGUGACACUCUCCGCCUCCACGCCGCCGAAUAUUCCGUCAUCCACGGAUCGAUUAGAGGAUGAGUUCCGCCGUAUUCUCCUUUCCGUCAAUUUCCCCGUCGAAGCCGAGAUCAUUCUCGAUUCGCAAUACACCGACUUAAAUGUGAAAUUCGAGCAGAUCGAAGCCGUCGGCGUUCUCCGCCGCACCGCCGACCGGAUGACCGCCGCCGGAUACUCACAGGAGCGCGUCGUCGACGUGUACGCAUCUGCGCGGAAGUCUCUCCUGGUCGAGAUCUGCAAGGAUCUCGAUCUGAACGUCGAAUCGGAGGAGCUCAAGGGCCGCUGGAAACGCGCCGCCAAGACCGCCGUCCACGUGUCUUUCCCCUGCGAACGGAGAUUGCUCGAUCGGAUAUUCCCGGAUCUGACCGCCGACAUCGCCGAAGCUUGCUUCGUCGAGAUCGUCGAAGAUUCCGCCGUCCGUUUACUGAGAUUCACCGAGGCGAUUACCAACACCGGAUGCCCCUCUAGAAUCUUCCACGCUUUAGACCUCUACGAACUUCUCUCCGAUCUACUCCCUCAGAUCCGUACAAUUUUCGGCUCGAAAUCGGGCGAAUCUAUUUCGAACGAAGCUGAAAAGUCGUUGUCCGGUUUAUCGGACUGCGUAAUGGCAACAUUCUCCGAACACGAGAAAGCUCUGGAUGUGGAUAAAUCUCGAACCGCAACGGCAGGUGGUUCGAUUCACCCCUUAACGAGAUACACCAUGUGUUAUAUGACUUACUUGGCGCUAUAUAAGCCGACACUCUCGAAACUGAUUGAGGAGGCUUCUUCGAAAUUGGAGCUUCGUGUUUCGCAGAUGAUCGUGGAUCUCAAGUCGAAUAUGGAGUGCAAAUCAAAGUCCUACAAGGACGCUUCGUUGCGUAAUUUGUACAUGAUGAACAACCUUAAUUACAUUGUUCGCAAAAUAAUAAAAUCGCGCGAGUUGAAAACGAUGAUUGGGAACGAUGGUUUAGUGAACGAGUUAACGGAGGAGUACUACCGGGAUUUAAAGUUGUACCUAGAGUCGACGUGGGAGAGCCUAUUGGACAGCUUGAGAAGUACCGAGGAAGUGAAAUCGGGGUUUUUUUCGUCUUUUGUGUCGAAGAAGCUUGUUUACAGACAGAGGCUUAAGGUAUUCUACGAAAAGUUUAAGAAGGUGCGUGGAACUCAGUCGAGCUGGAUUGUGAGCGAUGAACAACUACGUAAGGAGGUUAGAAGUUACAUACUUAGUUUGGUUAUUCCGGUUUAUACUUCGUUUCUUGAAAAGCACGGAAGCGAUAUUGAGAGAGGUGACCACCCCGGUAUUUGCAUUAGCCACUCGGUCGAGAAGCUUCGCAAAGAAGUCGAAGAAAUGUUCCGAGUUGAAUCAAUAGUUUGUUAA